AUGCAAGACUGCUUCCUCCACCAUCAGACUCCCCCAGCCAUCGACCCGGCAGCACACGACGAGUCGGUGGACGAGGCUGUCGCCCGCAUGGCGGCCAGCCAGCCAGCCUUCGCCGACCCCUUCCUCCAAGACAGCCAGGCCCUACACGCCCAUCCCCUCCUCGAGCACUGGCAGUGGGACCCGCCUGGCGAGGGCGUCGAGAGCGACGCGAGCGCGGGGAAGGAGGAGGGCGGGGGAGGGUCGGGGUCAGCAGGCAGGCCCAAGACAAAGCAGCCCGCCUUCAGGCGUCACCCCUGGACCGAGGAGGAGGAGGCGCGCUUCCGGAUCGCGCUGGAGAUGUUCGGGCCCAAGGAGCGGAGCUUGGUGACGCAGGGCAGGAUCCCCGUGGGGCUAGGGGCGGGGGCGGCGAGGAGCAUGGCGAGCUUCAUCGGGACGAGGUCGGUCCAGCAGGUCAGGUCGCACGCCCAGAAGCACUUCAUCAAGCUCGUCUCCUCGGUGUAUGAUGAUGGAGGAUGUGUCCUUCCCCCUCCGCCCGACCUCUACGCACGAGUCCGAUCUCGUACCGGAUAUGCUGCAUAUGUGCCACCCGCUCCUCUUUCGUAUGGGCUGGGUGGAGCUUGCCAUGAUCUCGAGGCAGAGCUUGUAGAACAAGCUGGGAUGGCUGAGGCAUAG
Messenger RNA from Guillardia theta CCMP2712, 672 nucleotides. RefSeq lists its product as hypothetical. The record is from RefSeq and is a predicted model, not a curated record. Bases 1 to 672 code for a protein of 223 amino acids. NCBI's taxonomy places the organism in Eukaryota, Cryptophyceae, Pyrenomonadales, Geminigeraceae. The transcript has a single exon.